CAGCCAUUCGCUUUGCAUACACUCUCUCAGGGCACCGCCCUACUGAAACCUCAAAUAUUCGGCAUCGCUCGUUCUUGUAAUAGCAUCUUUUUCCCCAGGACGAGAAGCAUGCAUCAAAGUGUACUUCUGGUGGCCGCCGGGCUCAUCUGCCCCGUAUUCGCAGUGCCCAAUGCCAACAAUCGUGUCAACCUCCGUAAAGGCCACCGUCAGCGACAGCUUCAAACGUCCAUCGUGUCCGUGGGAGCGCCGGCUUCUGUUGGUCCGUACAAACCUCCAUUCUACGGGCCGCCGCCUCCCAAUGUGAGUAUCGCUACAGUUACCGAUUCCACCACAUCACCUCCCGACAGCACAAGCGCAUGCUCGGUGAUCAGAAUCACAGAAUAUGUCACAGUAUACGGUACUGGAGCCUCGUCCGCGGCAUCUCCUGUGAACGCCACGUCAGCACCGUCUGGGUGGAACUCUUCAACCUCAGCGGUCACUACAACGAGCGAACCAUUCUAUCCCAUAUCGAACUCCACCACGGCGACAUCCUUUGGCACAGGCACGGGGGAAGUCUCUGUCCUUCCGACCUUCGCAAACACCACUUCCAUACUUCCAACCUUCCUCAACACCACUUCUAUACUUCCAACCUUUAUUAAUACUACUUCCAUACUUCCAACUUUUAUCAAUACCACUCUCAUCCUCCCUACAUUCGUCAACACGACCUCAAUUCUCCCCACUGCCGUCAACCUCACAACCACGGUGGACUACACCCUUGCACCCAAUCCUUAUCCGACCCCGGUAGUGGUACCCUCCAACUUCACAUCCUUCCCCAACAUUAGCACGCCAGAUGUCAGCAUCACGGUACUGCCCACUGCGGUACUUCCCACCUUCUCGACGUCAGUACUAGUAAACACGACGAGUUUCGCCAACGUCACAGCUGUCCCGCUCCCCACGGUCACGGAGGAGACUACCACGACCAUCAUCAUACCUCCGUUUUCGACGUCGUCCUCGGCAUCACUCGUAAUCAACCCAUCUCAGAGCCCGAUCGAGGUGGCACCCUCGACGUCGACCACAACGACGGGGCUGGUUAUCGUGACAUCAGUUCCCCCGAUCGACACGGCCAGUGCCACACCAUCCGAGCUACCAACCACGGUCGUCACAGCCACCAACACCGUCUCGGACAACGCGCCGACGGGAACACCUUCGCCGGACGAGAUUCACUGCGGCGUCAGGGGCAGUGCCCUCGGCGUGUACUACCUCGCCACAUAUGCCUAUAACAAGGCCGGUGUCCCCGUGACGCUCGAAGGUUGCUACCAAUUCUGCAGCUUCGCCAUCGAACAAUGCUACAGCUACGAGUUCUACCUGGAGCCCGGACUGGGGGCUCCGAGGUGCAAGCUAUACGGGGGCAUCGUUGCGUACGAGUUGGCGUCCAUCGACCCCUACUCGCCAGAUCUGUGGUUCGACGUGGCGUGCGGCGACCCGUCCAAGUACAUCGGUGCCAAGUAAAGGAGAGGAUGGCGGUACGUCGGCGCCCGAAAGGGGGGGGAUGGUCGAGCCUCGGAAAUCGUUGCUUUUCCCAAGUGUUCAUCUCUCAUUUCUUGCUUUCCUUCCGCCUCUCGUUCACACUCAUUCUCACAAGCGCCAGCCGAGGUAAUCAGCGUGCGGUCUCCUUUUGACGUUGUAUCAUUCCACAAUAAUAGACCUGAUAUCGUGUUCAUUCCUAGAAUGCUUUAGUCGGAAAU
Messenger RNA from Diaporthe batatas, 1724 nucleotides. RefSeq lists its product as uncharacterized. The transcript has 3 exons. The coding region runs from base 109 to 1488 and encodes 459 amino acids. Lineage: Eukaryota; Fungi; Ascomycota; Sordariomycetes; Diaporthales; Diaporthaceae. The record is from RefSeq and is a predicted model, not a curated record.